This is a messenger RNA of Exophiala oligosperma, 5533 nucleotides long. RefSeq lists its product as hypothetical. The record is from RefSeq and is a predicted model, not a curated record. The transcript is spliced from 6 exons. Gene Ontology annotation, molecular function: ABC-type transporter activity; ATP binding; ATP hydrolysis activity. The coding region runs from base 374 to 4084 and encodes 1236 amino acids. Lineage: Eukaryota; Fungi; Ascomycota; Eurotiomycetes; Chaetothyriales; Herpotrichiellaceae. Gene Ontology annotation, biological process: transmembrane transport. Gene Ontology annotation, cellular component: membrane.
UGCAAUUCCUACUGCGAUGGGACCAGCCAAUAUGCACGUAACUCGGACUUUACCAUCAUGUAUCUGGGUUUCCUUCGGAACCGUCGUGUUACUUUCAAAGGUACAUGUGUUAAUCCCGCAGGCUGUCCUUUUUCUUCUAGUUUCAAUAUUCCUCCUUCCGUCUUCCUCAAUUAAUCAGGUGAGAGCUUGAGUGUUUGAAUAGAGCUUUGAUCCCUCUCAUUGUCGUAUAUCAUUCUUUCAAGUCUUUGUCUUUUGGUUCAGCUGGGAACUCGACAUUGGAUUUCAUCCACACUUACCGCUAACACUAAUGUCUCUGCCUACUCCGGAUACACCCCGGCUCUGAUAUCUGGUAUUGCUAUUGUACCUGUCGAACAUGGAAGGAGAGCCCAGUUCUAUGCCCUCUACGAGCACGUCCGCCUACCGAAUGGUCACGACGGACAAUGCCACAGCUGCCGAUUCUGUUUCAUCGCCCGGGUCUCACUCUGUCACUAAUGACCCGGAAUCCAGUCACACACAACACCACAGUGUUUCCAGCUCGUCGUCAAGCACCGUUUCAACCGAGCACUCACCAAUAGACAGGACGGACUCGCGAUUUGAGCCAAUCAAAACAGCUCCCACUCAGGAAAGCCGACCGCAAUUAACCACAAGGAAGAGUAUUCAAACCGAAGAUGAUCUGUUCAGAGUUCUGUCUAAGCGGCGAACGAGCGCCUCUGGAAAGUCGAAUGCGGAGAUGCAAGAGGAAAAUGACGAGAUUGAACGGUUGAUGUCCCGAAUGUUCGGCCAAGCUCGGCAACAGAACAGCGAGGAAGAGAAGACUCGACACAGUGGCGUCGUCUUCCGGAACUUGACCGUGAAGGGUGUCGGGUUGGGUGCGAGCCUCCAGCCUACAGUCGGCGACAUUUUCCUUGGUUUGCCUCGCAUGAUCAAGAUGUUGUUCACGAGAGGCGCUAAAGCUGCGUCUGGAAAACCUCCUGUUCGAGAGCUUCUCAGUAGUUUCGACGGGUGCGUUCGACCCGGGGAGAUGUUACUGGUUCUAGGAAGGCCCGGCUCGGGUUGUUCAACCUUCCUCAAAGCAUUCUGCAAUCAGCGAGAAGGCUAUGAGUCCGUCGAAGGAGAUGUGACGUACGGUGGCACAGAUGCAAAGCGGAUGAAGAAAGACUUCCGGGGAGAAGUCAUCUACAACCCCGAGGAUGAUCUUCACUAUGCCACUCUGACGGUCAAACGUACCUUGCUGUUCGCUUUGAAAUGCAGGACUCCUGGGAAAGAAUCACGGUUAGAAGGAGAGUCUCGUGCGGACUACAUGGCAGAAUUCCUCCGCGUGGUCACUAAGUUGUUCUGGAUCGAACACACCCUGGGAACAAAGGUCGGUGACGAAUUUGUUCGCGGGGUCUCUGGAGGUGAAAAGAAGCGGGUCAGCAUUGCUGAAGCAAUGAUCACAAGAGCAUCGGUUCAAGGAUGGGAUAACUCGAGUCGUGGCCUUGACGCUAGUACCGCACUGGAAUACGUUCAGUCUAUCCGGACUCUGACUAACAUGGCUCAUACCUCGACUGCAGUCUCUCUUUACCAGGCUGGCGAAUCUCUGUACGAACUGGUGGAUAAAGUCCUCCUUAUCGACCAAGGAAAGUGUCUCUACUAUGGAUCCUCUGAUAGCGCCAGAAAAUACUUUCGCGAUCUGGGUUUCGAAUGUCCCGAACGAUGGACGACUGCCGAUUUCCUCACCUCUGUUACCGACGAACAUGCGAGAUCAAUACGCAAGGGCUGGGAGGAUCGCAUCCCUCGUAACGCGGAUGAAUUCGCUGCACUGUAUCGCAAAAGUGAGGCGUAUCAACGCAAUCUCGAAGAUAUCAGAGAUUUUGAAGCACAGCUUGAGCAGCAAAAGCAAGAACGUCUUGAGAAUAGGUCGAAGAAGAAUCAAAGAAAGAAUUACACCAUUCCAUUCCACAAGCAAGUCAUUGCUUGCACACAGCGCCAGUUUAUGGUCAUGGUGGGUGACAAGGCUUCUUUGUAUGGUAAAUGGGGAGGUAUUGUUUUCCAGGGUCUUAUCGUGGGCAGUCUGUUCUUUCAGCUGCCCAAAAGCGCCGCUGGUGCCUUUCCUCGCGGUGGUGUAAUAUUUUUUGUUCUUCUCUUCAAUGCUCUACUUGCUCUUGCAGAGAUGACGGCCGCCUUUUCAUCGAAACCGAUCCUACUUAAGCACAAAUCAUUCUCCUUCUACCGGCCUGCUGCCUACGCCAUCGCACAAACAGUCGUCGAUGUACCUCUUGUCGCCAUCCAGGUUUUCUUAUUCAAUGUCAUUAUCUAUUGGAUGGGAGGACUUGCUGCAUCGGCCUCACAGUUCUUCAUCUCGUGUCUCAUCAUUUGGACAGUAACCAUGACCACCUAUGCUUUCUUUAGAUCAAUCUCAGCUUUAUGUAAAACGCUCGAUGACGCUACCCGAUUUACUGGUGUUUCGAUACAAAUACUAGUCGUGUACACGGGCUAUCUAAUUCCUCCCGCUCAAAUGAAGCCGUGGUUCGCUUGGUUGCGGUUCUUGAAUUGGGUACAAUUCGGAUUUGAAAGCUUAAUGGCGAAUGAGUUUACUGGACUGACCAUGAGCUGUACACCACCAUACCUCGUUCCCCAAGGCCCGGAUGCUAGACCUCAAUAUCAAUCAUGCGCGUUGGCAGGAAGCCAGCCAGGGAGAACCUCAGUGGAUGGUGCCCGAUAUAUUCAGCAAUCAUUCAAAUACACUCGCGCCCACCUGUGGAGAAAUUUUGGUUUCCUCUGGGCAUUCUUUCUUUUCUUCCUUGCAGUCACGGCUUUUGGUAUGGAGAUCAUGAAACCAAAUGCUGGCGGUGGAGCCAUUACUGUUUUCAAACGUGGUCAAGUCCCUAAGAAGGUGGAAGAGUCAAUUCAGACCGGUGGGCGUGAGAAGAACAGCAACGGAGAUGAAGAGACAGCUACAGGUAGCCACAGCCCAACCGCCGCUGAGAAGAUCAGGGAUCCAACCAGCGACAGCAGCGACAGUACCAACUCCAGAAAAGAAGACUCGACCUUGAAAAAUGUCGCAAAGAAUGAGACUGUCUACACUUUCCGUGACGUCAACUAUGUGAUUCCCUACGAAAAGGGCGAGCGACAGUUACUACAAAAUGUCCAGGGUUACGUCCGUCCCGGAAAGCUCACUGCACUGAUGGGCGCAAGUGGAGCAGGCAAGACAACUUUGCUUAAUGCAUUAGCACAGCGUAUCAAGUUUGGAACCGUGACCGGCGAGUUUCUAGUUGACGGUCGACCAUUGCCCAAAUCCUUCCAGCGCGCCACUGGCUUCGCGGAACAGAUGGACGUCCACGAACCAACAUCUACUGUAAGGGAGGCAUUACGAUUCUCAGCCCUCCUACGACAACCACGAGAAGUGUCCGUGGAGGAAAAGUACGCCUAUUGCGAAACAAUCAUUGAUUUGCUGGAAAUGCGAGACAUUGCCGGUGCCACUAUCGGCCGUAUUGGUGAAGGUCUCAACCAAGAGCAGCGAAAACGUCUGACCAUCGGCGUCGAAUUGGCCAGUAAACCCGAGCUUCUUAUGUUCUUGGAUGAGCCAACUUCUGGCCUCGACUCUGGAGCCGCUUUCAAUAUCGUCAGAUUCCUACGGAAACUGGCCGACGCCGGACAAGCCAUCCUCUGCACCAUCCACCAGCCUUCUGCGGUCUUGUUCGAAGACUUUGAUGAACUCAUUCUGCUCAAAUCUGGUGGACGAGUGGUCUAUCAUGGACCUCUUGGCAACGAUUCGCAGGAUCUCAUCAGAUACUUUGAAGAGAAUGGCGGUCGGAAAUGCCCACCAGACGCGAAUCCAGCAGAAUAUAUGCUCGAAGUCAUCGGUGCAGGCGACCCGAAUUACAAAGGUAAAGACUGGGGGGAUGUCUGGGAACAAAGCAAAAACCAUAGAUCCCGAUCCGAUGAAGUCUCCGAGAUGAUCGAACGAAGGAAAAGCGCCGAACAGAGCCAGAACAUCAGAGACGACAGGGAAUAUGCGAUGCCACUCUCCACGCAAGUUGUCGCCGUGGUAAGGAGAUCAUUUGUCUCGUAUUGGGUAAGUUCGGACACUUCCAACCUAUGAUCAAUCCCCGAUAUAAUGUAACAUACCACGCAACGAUUGUAUUGUUUGUGAUAUGGUCCGAUGUUACAUGCCCGCACAAAGUCAUCGCCCAAGGUCAUUGAAAAGCGGAAAGGUCGUUGAUUGAGAUUCUCACUUACAUUACCCUGGCUGACACUUCUGUCUCCCUAGCGCACCCCAAACUACAUCAUCGGCAAAUUCAUGCUCCACGUCCUCACUGGUCUCUUUACGACGUUCACGUUCUACCACCUCGGAUACGCCACGAUCGAUUUCCAAUCUCGUCUCUUUGCCGUCUUCAUGACCCUCACCAUCUCGCCUCCCCUGAUCCAACAACUCCAACCGGUCUUUCUCAACUCUCGAAACAUCUUCCAGUCUCGCGAAAACAACGCAAAGAUCUACAGCUGGGUGGCGUGGACCACGGGUGCCGUCCUCGCCGAGAUUCCCUACUCCAUCGUCGCGGGAACGGUGUACUACUGCUGCUGGUGGUUCGGGUUCCAAGGCUACCGUCACUCCACGACGAGUUUCACUUCGGGCUUCUUGUACCUCUGUAUAUGCUUGUUCGAAUUGUACUAUGUCAGUUUCGGACAGGCUAUCGCCGCCUUCUCACCCAACGAGUUACUGGCCAGUCUGCUCGUGCCGGUUUUCUUCUUGUUCGUCGUGAGUUUCUGUGGUGUUGUUGUGCCACCACAACAACUGCCCGAGUUCUGGCGCUCCUGGAUGUACUGGCUUACACCCUUCCACUACCUGCUCGAAGCGAUGCUGAGUGUCAUUAUCCACGAUCAACCUGUACGCUGCAAUCAAGGCGAAUAUGCACGUUUUCCCGCUCCACCAGGUCAAACAUGUCAAUCAUACGUCGAACCCUACAUUCGUCAGGCGGGGGGUUACGUCCAAGUGGCAUCCGACGGGCUCUGCGAGUUUUGUCAGUACGCCAACGGUGACCAGUUCGGACACGGGUUCAGCGUGUACUAUUCACACAAGUGGCGCGACUUCGGCAUAUUUUGUGCAUUUGUCGGUUUCAAUUAUGCCGUCGUGUACUUUGCCACUUUUUUGAGGUUCAAGGCCAAGAACCCUUUGGCAAAGGUGUUGAUGAAGAGGAAGCAUAAGGGAGAGUAAGUAAUGUGGAUGACUUUGAUUUUGGGACUUGGAUAUCUAGAUGUUCGUCUCGCUGAGCGGGUCGGCUACGUCUUGAUGAUACACUCUGACCAUGCAUGAGUUCGGAAAGAAAUGAUUGAAGAAUCACUGGGCAGUUGUUAAGCCCCUUAUUGUAUACUAUACUAUUCACGAUUGAAGUACCACAAUCCACGGUGAUGUGGUAAUACUGGGCUGGAGUGGAGCAAAGUCUAGCUAGUUUCGACUACGGCAAGGCUGUGGAUGGAGGGGAAAGGAAAGGAACUUCUGGCCAAACGCGAGACACGUGUAUGUACUCAAUGUUGGAAUAAAUGUCCACUCUCG